This is a messenger RNA of Suillus subalutaceus, 627 nucleotides long. RefSeq lists its product as uncharacterized. The record is from RefSeq and is a predicted model, not a curated record. The transcript is spliced from 5 exons. NCBI's taxonomy places the organism in Eukaryota, Fungi, Basidiomycota, Agaricomycetes, Boletales, Suillaceae. Bases 1 to 627 code for a protein of 208 amino acids.
AUGUCAGGUGCUGCUACAAUCAUCGUGUUCAGAUGCUACCUCAUCCCUGCUUCACACCUGAGCAGUUUAUCGAGGACAUUCGGAUGGUUCAGUGCGGACACGUUCCCCCUUCAGCUCCACAGCCAUUUUGUUGGCCUUGUUGGCCGGAAGGCGAAGACUGCACACUUCAUGCACGACCUGCCGAGCGUGUUAGACGAUGACAGCCUCACGAAUGUUGUGGAGGAUGACCCUGAAGUCUCUAUCGAUGGCAUCUUGAUUAACCCCACAGACGAUAUCACUGAGGACGGUUUUACCAGUUCCCAGCCCGACUCUCUCUCCAGUGAUGGGGAAGAACACGAGCUAGAAGAUCAGGCUGUUGAUGACAAUACCAGUGUUGAAACACUUAUUGACAUAGACCCUGCCAUUCAGUUUAAUUGGUUUGUCAGUGUGGGCUAUUCUGGAGUUGGGCUGUUUAGAGACAUCUACGCUGCCCGCAAACUUCGUGCUGCUGGCACAACUGUAUACUACUUCUGCACGCUCUCUGAUGCCAAGAAGCAUUUCUGGGAGGUGUUCGAUGCAUGGUGCAGAUGUGCUCAAUGGGUCUUGGAUACUCUUUACCACGGUCACUGCAGGACCAACGUCCCGUAA